AUGUCGAAUUUAGUGGAAAUGAUCUCAUGGAAUCUAAGGAGCAUUGUCGAAACGGACGACUUCCAAGUUGUGGUGUCUUCGUCAAAAAUCCUAUGCGAUAUUGUAGAUGAGUUCCUAGUUAGGAUUUCCGCAAACCGAAUGGGUGAUGAACAAUUUGCUUUGAAAUGUGACUUUGUACGCCAGAAAUUAGAAAUGCUCCUGGAUGACCUGAAGAACGAAGAAGCAACUGAAUAUGGCAGUGACAAUUUGCUUCAAUUAUUAAGCGGCAUCGUUAGACACGAGACUCCGAACGCAGUAGGCGAGUCAUCAGGGCCAUCAGGCGAAGAUAUUACAUUGGAAACGGUAGAAAGACAGGAAGCGAAUGCGAAUAUAUGCAGAAACAGCAGAAUUUUAUACUCUAAUGCACGAGAUGCACUGCAAAAUCGAGCCGACAGUGUAAAACGGGCAAUUUACGAUGUAAUAGAUUAUUCAGAACAGCCUCAACGUUACCAACACGAACUGUCCUUGACACUCUACGAAACUCUGAACAUUCCGAUUUCACCCUCCGACACGCCGCCCUGUUUAUCACGUUUUUCUAUUCCGCCACUUGAUAUUAUUUCAUCGUCGGCUUCAGCGGCUAGUUCUGCGCACAUAACCCCACUACCAAGGGUUGAGCCUACACCUUCAUGCUCUAAGAAACAGAAAUCCACUGGACCUACUAGGGUCAAAUCGAAAUCGAAAUCGAAACGGGAUGUAGACGUGUGUAUGGACAAGUUUGAAAGAAACCUUUGGGAGCAAAUGACUGCGAGAAUACAUGGCGAAGAAAUAAAGGAGUACAACUUACAUAAAUCGGAAAUAGUAAUUGCUAAACAGGAUAGGAAGAGCAAUGUUUUCACCAGAGAAACUAUGACUACCAUUGAUGAGGAGACAUGUGAGCAGUCGGCAUCUAACGAAGACUAUGCAGAAGCCAGCGGUUUUUCAUCUGCAGUGGGUAAUGAUAACAGUGUUUCAACGGAAGUGUUGCACAUACCAUCGGAAUCAUAUCAGCGCGUUGAUCUUGAUACCGUCCAGAACGUGAUAUUAGAUCUCCUCAUCCAAAUUGAUUCACUGUUAAGCAACAACUCUCACAACGCAGUGGCAGAAGGAAGCCUAAUGGACGACUUUGGCUCAGAACUUCGCCAACCAGACGAACUAGCGCAAGAAAAGAACCCCGAAAUCAAGAUUGGAAGCAAGGAAUUAUCUAAAGCGUGUGUAAGUAAGCCUUCUACAAUUGAUAGCUCUAGAGCCUGUAAUGAACAGUUAUGCGAAAACAAACACAUCGGUUUUUCCUGGAAGGAGGAAGGAUCAGAUGGAAUGAAACAAGCGGAGCCACCAAGGAAGAGACUUCCUGUUAUCAAACGUUCGAAAUUUAUAACCAAAACCGCCAUAAUCUCUAUCACCCAACAGGAAUUAAUCCAACAAAAGACUCCCAAAAUGAACAUUGGAAACAAAGAACUAUCUAAAGCGUGCCUAAGCACGCCGUCUAGCAUUGAUAGCUCCAGCGCCUAUAAUGGACAAUUAUGCGGUGACAAACAAAUCCAUUUUCCCUGGAAGGAGGAAGGAUCUAGUGAAACUAAACAAGCGAAACAGCAAAAGAGGAGACUUCCAAUUAUCAAACCUUUUGAGAGACUUCCUACAUCGCCAAGAUUAAUAUCAGUACGUCUUUUAGUCAAUACAGACACCAUAUGUUGUGCUAUAAAUCCUCUGGAUACAGACGAGGGAUUUAAAAAGAAAUGCGCCGUGAAUAAUUAUUUCGGAAUUGGCAUUGGUGCAAAAACAGUAUACCAUCGUAUUAAUGAAUUAAUCCAACAAAAGACCCCCAAAAUGAACAUUGGAAACAAAGAACUAUCUAAAGCGUGCCUAAGCACGCCGUCUAGCAUUGAUAGCUCCAGCACCUAUAAUGGACAAUUAUGCGGUGACAAACAAAUCCAUUUUCCCUGGAAGGAGGAAGGAUCUAGUGAAACUAAACAAGCGAAACAGCAAAAGAGGAGACUUCCAAUUAUCAAACCUUUUGAGAGACUUCCUACAUCGCCAAAUUUCCCAAUCAGAACAGGAUUAAUAUCAGUACGUCUUUUAGUUAAUACAGACACCAUAUAUUGUGCUAUAAAUCCUCUGGAUCCAGACGAGGGAUUUAGAAAGAAAUGCGCCAUGAAUAAUUAUUCCGGAAUUGGCAUUGGUGCAAAAACAGUAUAG
Hermetia illucens (black soldier fly) is the source of this 2211-nucleotide messenger RNA. RefSeq lists its product as uncharacterized. The coding region runs from base 1 to 2211 and encodes 736 amino acids. The record is from RefSeq and is a predicted model, not a curated record. NCBI's taxonomy places the organism in Eukaryota, Metazoa, Arthropoda, Insecta, Diptera, Stratiomyidae. The transcript has 8 exons.